Messenger RNA from Carassius auratus (goldfish), 1199 nucleotides. Its product is annotated as transmembrane gamma-carboxyglutamic acid protein 4-like. Gene Ontology annotation, molecular function: calcium ion binding. The transcript is spliced from 7 exons. The coding region runs from base 231 to 872 and encodes 213 amino acids. The record is from RefSeq and is a predicted model, not a curated record. Gene Ontology annotation, cellular component: plasma membrane; extracellular region. Lineage: Eukaryota; Metazoa; Chordata; Actinopteri; Cypriniformes; Cyprinidae.
CUCAGGUCUGAGCAGGUGUUUCCCAGUUCAGCCUUUUUUUUUUUUUUGUCCUUUUUUGUGUGUGUGUUCGUGUGUUGUAAACGGAAACUGUAACGUUAAUUUCCUGAAACACAACGAGUUACAUUUCGUCCAAACCAUGAAUGUCUUCAGGUGCUCAUUGGAAAUGUAUUAAAGUCGAACGCUUGCGUUAUUCUCUGGAAUUAUAAACUAACGCUGAAAGUUGACCAGAAAUGCUGAUAUUUGUCCUCCUGUUGUGUCACUUCACUUUAUGUGGACACUGUGUGUGUGUUAGAAAAACCCUACAAACACCAGAUCAAGACAGUAAAGUGUUUGUUGUGGACCAGGAGGCCAACACAUUUUUAGGACGUCGCCUGUUGUUGAACCGCUUCGACUUUGAGAUCCUGACCCCAGGUAAUCUAGAACGAGAGUGCUACGAGGAGGUGUGCAGUUACGAGGAGGCUCGGGAAGUCUUUGAGAAUAUCCCUGAUACAGAUGACUUUUGGAAGAAAUAUAAAAAGGAUCAGGGUGAAUCCCAAUCAAAAGUUGAUGUGACAGCACUGCUGGUGGGCAUCAUCACAGCUGGAGUCUUUAUUGUUAUAGUUGGCCUCCUGAUCUGGUACUUCUGCCAGGGGAGGAAUAAAGACUAUGGCUUCCGAGGUUCAUUCCGACGUCGAUCCAACCGAAGCAAUGCCUCAGUGAUCAUCCGGAGACUGGAGGAGGUCUCUCUGCACCCUAUUCCUCACACAGACACCGAUGCCAGCCCAGAUGCUCACGGUUUACCUUCUUAUGAACAAGCCAUCGCCAUCAAUGGACCACAUGAUGCCCCACCUCCGCCGUAUCCUGGUUCCAGGCCAGGCAGCAUCCGACGAUAACCAUAUCAUCAUUUUCCGAACUGAAUCCGGAUGGACUAAACCACUUUUUCUUGACUAUGAACUGAAAAUGUGUUAAACCAAAGGCAUUUGGAUUUAUUACACUGGAAUAAACCACUAAUAUUAAGCUGCAUUGCAGCGUUUGGUCUUAUUAGGAAAUAAUUAUAAUCACUGAACAUUUCUAGAUAGUGUAGAUAGUUAGAGCUACCUAGAAAGAUAACCUUUAAACCUAAUCGCCAUUUUUAUUCUUUCAAGUGUUUAUUUAAAACUAUAACCAGUUUUAUAUUAAUAACUGUUACAAUAAAAGACAGAUCAUAGUGUUUUAUAUAA